GCACCCGUAAGUGUCGAGUUCGGGCUCCAUACCCAAACCUGUGGAAGAACCAGAGAGCAGCGAAAGGGCGGAGCGCCAUGGAAAGCAGUGAAUAAGCACAUCGCAGAGAAGCGUAUAAAAAAGGUUCAGAUUGAGAGAGCUUCUUCAAAUGUAUCUCUACAAUCCAUUUUCCUCUCCACUUCCUCCAAUCACCGUUACUGCUGACUCUACUUUGGCUCCUCUCCCGAUUCACCUAAACCUUAAGAAGAAGCCGAUUCGUUACUUGACUCGCUGGCGGGUCGGUCACCGGCCCGUUCAUCGGCCGACAUCCUCCCAAAGACAAGCUGUUUCAUGCUGCUUCUCAAUGCCCGUUCAUUGCCACGCCUCAUCUACUCAGGUGCAUGAUAGCUUGAAGUAUUCCAGGGCAUACUGGGUCAGUAGAUUUACAAUUGCUUGGAAUAUGGAUGUUGGAGAUGGUUUAUGUUAUUUGUAUGCUAGCAAAACUGCUUCUUUAUCUAUCACAAAUGAUGGGAUUCAAGGCUAUGAUGUGAAAAUCAAGCUUGAAGCAGACAAUAGUGGGCUCUCAGAAAAUGUCAUGGAAAAAUUUCCUCAUAUUCGAGAUUAUAGAGCUUUCAGGCUUCCUUCUACUUUGGAUGUUAAGAGCCUACUCAAAUGCCAGUUAUCUGUCGCUUUAUGCACUUCUGAUGGAAAAUGGACUACUGCUACUGGUUUGCAGUUACCUGGUGUCCUUGAUGAAAUGUUUUCCUAUAAUGGACCCCUUGGUGCUGUUUUUUCGAAAGAAGUUGUCUCACUUUACAUCUGGGCUCCUACUGCUCAAGCUGUGCGUGCUUGCAUAUAUAAGGACUCGUUAGGUGGGAAUCCCAUAGAGAUUGUCCCUCUUCAGGAGUUCAAUGGUGUUUGGAGUGCUAUUGGUCCAAGAAGUUGGGAAGGCUUGUAUUAUGUGUAUGAAGUCUCUGUUUACCAUCCUAGCACCUUGCAAAUUGAAAAAUGCAUUGCCAAUGAUCCAUAUGCUAGAGGGCUUUCAGCUGAUGGCAGGAGGACAUUGUUUGUUGAUCUUGAUUCAGAUUCCUUGAAACCUGAAGGAUGGGAUAAUUUGGCAAAUGAGAAACCGACUCUUCUCUCAUUCUCUGACAUCAGCAUUUAUGAGUUGCAUGUCAGAGAUUUUAGUGCUAAUGAUCCUACCGUGCAUCCUGAAUUUCAUGGUGGUUAUCUUGCUUUUGCUUCCGAGGAUUCAGCAUGUGUGCAUCAUCUAAAGAGAGUAUCCAAUGCUGGAAUCACUCAUGUGCAUCUGCUGCCAACCUUCCAAUUUGCUGGUGUUGCUGAUGAGAAGGAUAAGUGGAAGAAUGCAGAUACGAGAAUGUUAGAAUCAUUACCACCAGAUUCAGAUAAACAGCAGGCUCAUAUUACUGCCAUCCAAAAUGAGGAUGGGUACAACUGGGGCUACAACCCUGUUCUCUGGGGAGUGCCCAAAGGGAGCUAUGCAAUUAAUCCAAAUGGUCCAAGCCGUACCAUUGAGUUUAGGAAGAUGGUGCAGGCACUUAACCAUAUUGGACUUCGUAUUGUCUUGGAUGUUGUAUAUAAUCAUUUGCAUGGAAGUGGCCCAAUUGAUGAGAACUCUGUUCUUGACAAGAUUGUUCCAGGUUACUAUCUUAGAUUGAACACUGAUGGCUGCAUUGAGCAUAGCGCGUGUGUAAAUAACACUGGCAGUGAGCAUUUUAUGGCUGAACGUUUGAUUAUUGAUGAUCUUUUAUGCUGGGCAGUUCAUUAUAAGGUUGAUGGAUUUCGAUUUGAUCUUAUGGGUCAUAUAAUGAAACGUACCAUGCUUAAGGCAAGGAGUGUGCUAAAUGACCUAUCAAAGGACACAAGGGGGGUAGAUGGAUCUAGUAUUUAUUUAUAUGGUGAAGGAUGGGAUUUUGGUGAAGUGGCCAAAAAUGGACGUGGGAUAAAUGCUUCCCAGUUCAACCUUUCUGGAACUGGAAUUGGGAGCUUCAAUGAUCGAAUUCGAGAUGCAAUGCUCGGUGGAUCUCCAUUUGGUCAUCCUCUUCAACAAGGUUUCAUAACAGGUUUGCUAUUGCAGAAAAAACAUUCAUUUACACCUUGGCAGCCCAAUGAACACGACCAUGGUUCUGAAGCUGUUCAAGAGCAUAUGCUUGCUGGAUUGAAGGAUCACAUUCAGGUUGGGAUGGCUGCAAACCUGAGGGACUUUGUGCUAACCAAUUGUGACGGAGAAGAGGUGAAAGGAUCAGAAGUUUCUACAUAUGAUGGUGUACCUGUGGCAUAUGCUCUAAGUCCAACAGAAACAAUUAAUUAUGUUUCUGCUCAUGAUAAUGAGACCCUGUUUGACAUUGUGAGUUUGAAGACUGCAAUGGAAAUUUCUGUAGAUGAGAGAUGCAGGUUAAAUCAUUUGGCUACAAGUAUCGUUGCACUUUCACAGGGAAUACCUUUUUUUCAUUCAGGUGACGAGUUGCUGCGCUCAAAAUCACUUGAUCGCGAUUCAUAUAAUUCUGGCGAUUGGUUCAACAGAUUGGAUUUCAGCUACAGUUCUAACAACUGGGGUGUUGGCCUUCCGCCAAAAGAAAAAAAUGAGAAGAACUGGCCCCUGAUUAAACCAAGAUUAGCAGAUCCAUCAUUCAAGCCACGAAGCAGUCACAUUCUUGCAGCCAUAGAUAACUUUCUAAACAUGUUACAAAUUAGGUACUCUUCACCACUUUUCCGUUUGAAGACUGCAAAUGCUAUUCAGCAACGUGUACGAUUUCAUAACACUGGCCCCUCAUGGGUACCUGGUGCCAUUGUGAUGAGCAUUGAAGAUGGCCAUGAAGGUGUCCCUGGGUUAUCUCAACUGGAUCCCAACUACUCAUACAUAGUUGUUAUAAUCAAUGUCUGCCCAACUGCUGUUACAUUUUUCACCCCUGCACUGCGGGCAAGAAGUUUUGAGUUGCACCCUGUACAGGUGAUGUCGGGGGAUGAAAUUGUCAAGAAUUCAACAUAUGAAGCUUCUACUGGGUGCUUUGCUGUUCCUCCAAGGACAACAUCUGUCUUCGUCCAGCCCAGAUGAAGUAUCUGUUUCUGGUGCCAUGACACACAUAUUCAUGGCAGCUUAAUAUUCAUAAUAUUAUCUUAUCUGGAAUUUGCUUGCACAACAUUUUGAUGUAUUUUGUGUAAAGUGAGAAAUUUCCUAAAUAAGUGUCUCAAUCAUAGUUGCAUGAGAGGGAGAAUUGUGCAAAGACAAAUUUAGGACUUAUAUUGCUGGUUUUCUCUGCAAUUUUUGUUAGGCUGCCACCCGCAGUGGUGCAAAUUUGUUAAAAUGUUUAUUCCUAAUCAAGUAUUUGGCUCCAUUAUGCUUUUGAAUUACAA
Messenger RNA from Diospyros lotus (date-plum), 3354 nucleotides. RefSeq names its product pullulanase 1, chloroplastic. Gene Ontology annotation, molecular function: pullulanase activity. Lineage: Eukaryota; Viridiplantae; Streptophyta; Magnoliopsida; Ericales; Ebenaceae. Bases 149 to 3055 code for a protein of 968 amino acids. Gene Ontology annotation, biological process: carbohydrate metabolic process. The transcript is spliced from 28 exons. The record is from RefSeq and is a predicted model, not a curated record.